AGGGAGAUAAUUAAUAGACUAAAACCCUAAGAACAAAUGAAUUUAGCUGCUGUUAUGAAAGAAUUCAUUAUAUUAGAGAGACAAAUAGUUGAUCUCAAGAAUUUAAUGUUGAUAACUUAAGAUAUAAGUUGGGAGGCAAUUUCAAAAUUAAUAGGAACAAAGUUGAAUUUUUAGGAUUUUUUAGGUGUACUCAAGAAAUUUAAACAUGAUUGCAAUAUUGAAGUGGCUAAAAGAUUGUUCUCUUGUUAUGAUAAAUAAGAAAAAGGAUAUUUGGAUGAUUAAGAUCUUAAAUUGAUGAUUCUUCCAAUAUCUUUAGAUACUUAAAAUAUCAAUUAGAUUGGAGAUAUCAAAAUUGAAGUAUUGAGCAAAAUCUUUAAAGUGAUAUUAGAAGUGUAAUUAAAAUAGUUGAAAUGUUUAAGCCAUUAUAAAUUUAAUCCUGAAUUGGCUUUCAGAUUUUUAAGUUAAGGAAGAUUAACAGUAAAUUAAAAUCAUGUGAAGAUGUUUUUGAAAACUCAUGGUAUUUAAUGUACUAAUAAUGAAUUGUUGUUAUUACACCCUUUUGAUUUGAGUUUAUAAUAAUUUAUUAUUAAAUAUGAAUGCAAAAUCUGAUUUCCCAUGUAGAUUCUUCCUUUAAGGUAUAUGUAGAGAAGGGGAUUAAUGUAGAUUUUCGCAUAGCACAGAAAGACUUAAUUAAGAAGGAAAUGGUGAAAGAAUUUAAUUAAACAGAUAAAAUGGAUCUAAUCAUUAAACCACUAAGUUUGCAUUUCGUGGGAAAUAAAAUGCAAGAUAAAUAAAUGAUAGAAAUUAAUUUGAAGAAUUUUAAAGUAAUGUUUACGAUAAAUCAAAUAACAAUGAUUAAUAAUAUAAAUUGAAUAUAACAAAGCAAUUUGAUAAUUUAGAUAACAAUUACUAAACAUAAAAUAUAGAGAAGUCGUAAUAAUAAAAUAAUUAUGAUUAGAGAAGUAAAGUAUUAUAAAUUUAAUGAUAGGAUCAUCAUUAAAUGAUUUUAGAGGUUCUUAAUAAAGAGAGAAAAAUAAUGUAAAUUCUGAUAGAUGGGAGAGAAUUCAAGAAAAUAAAGAAGAUAAAUAAAAUGAAGUUAGAGAUUUUUAAAAUAGAACAACUGGAAGAGGAAGAGGUAGAGGAUAUUUAUAAUAAUCUGCUUACAAGAAAGAUAAUGUAAAUUAAGAUAGAUGGAAUAAUAGAAAUGAAAUAUCAAGAACAUAAGAAUUUAAUAAUAAAAUGGAUAAUUAUGAUGAUUAAAAGAAUGUUUAAAAAAGAAUAAAAAGGAAUGAUGUAGUUAUUAAGAAAAGAGCUAAAAUAUUAAAAUUAGAAUAAAGUUUAGAAAUGUAUGAAUUUGUUAAAGUUAUUGGAUUAUAUAAUUAAUAAUUGAUAAUAUUGAAGGCUAAUAAAAUUGAAUUUUAUAAUAUUCCAUUCAAAAGAAAUGGAAUUGAUAUCUUAGAUGAAAGUUUAAAGACAAAUUUUGAUCAUAUGGAUAAGAUUUUUGUAAAUGGUUGGGUUUGUCAAAAAAAUGAUGGUAGUUUUAAUUUAACAAUUGAAUUUUUGAAUAAAGGAGAAAAGAUUAAAAAUUUACUUAUUUAUUCAAAUUUAUUUUAAUAAUAAUCUCAUUUAAUUAUAAAUGAAGUAUCUUUAAAAAAAGUAGUAUUUGUAGAUUAUAAUUAAGAUCUAAUUUUAACAUUUUGUUAAGAUGGUUUGAUAAGAAUAUUUCAAUUAAUACAAGAUCAAUAUAAAUAUAUUUAGCAUUACAAUUUUGAAUAAACAAUAGAAACAGUGAUAAAGGUGGGAAGUAAUUACUUAAUUGGAACAAAGAAUUAAAAAAUAUUAUUGUUUGAUGGAUAAACAAUCAAGAAAAUUGAAUAUUAAUUUAAUAAAUUAUGCACUCAAAUGAUUGUAGAUUACAAUAGAGUAAUAUUAAAGAUGGAUAAUGAUAAUGAAAGUUCUAUUUAUAUUUUAACAUAAAAUUUAUAAGUUAUUGGACCUAUGUAUAAUGGAUCUAAGAUUAAUAGUUUUGGAGUUAUUAGAAGUUAUGAAAAUGAUAAAUUAUUUAUUUUUAAUGUAAAUAAUUCAAUAGAGACAUUUAUAGAAAUUGAUAAUGUGUUAUAUUAAUUCAAUAAGAUAUCGAAUUAGAGUAUUUAGAAUAUCUAUAAAUUUGAAAUGACAAAUGAAAAUAUGUUAAUUUAAAAAUAUAUAAUAGGGAAUAAUGGGUUAGAUAUUAAAAUAUUUAGUAUUGUCCCUGAAGAAUGA
Messenger RNA from Paramecium pentaurelia, 2262 nucleotides. Lineage: Eukaryota; Ciliophora; Oligohymenophorea; Peniculida; Parameciidae. The record is from the annotation of a GenBank genome assembly.